This is a messenger RNA of Perca flavescens (yellow perch), 2236 nucleotides long. RefSeq names its product elongation of very long chain fatty acids protein 4. The record is from RefSeq and is a predicted model, not a curated record. NCBI's taxonomy places the organism in Eukaryota, Metazoa, Chordata, Actinopteri, Perciformes, Percidae. Gene Ontology annotation, molecular function: fatty acid elongase activity. Gene Ontology annotation, biological process: fatty acid elongation, polyunsaturated fatty acid; fatty acid elongation, saturated fatty acid; fatty acid elongation, monounsaturated fatty acid. Gene Ontology annotation, cellular component: endoplasmic reticulum membrane; endoplasmic reticulum. The transcript is spliced from 7 exons. The coding region runs from base 270 to 1187 and encodes 305 amino acids.
AUUGCAAGUAGAUGAUGCGGCUGAGCGGCCGGCACGGACUGAAUGCAUAGGCUAACUGGCGCAUCUUAGCUUUUCUCUUGCCUUGUCUAGUUUCUUGCCAAAUAGCUGUUUAAUGUCGAAAAGUAACCGGAGCGGUGUAGAAACUGAUUAGCAGUAACGGCAGAAGAAAAGCGAAGCAGCAACUGAGAGGAGUUGGGCAUCAAAUUGCACCGGAUGUUAUUACACGCUCUUAAAUAUCGAGAACUAUAAUCAGGACCAAAGGCAGAGCCAUGGAGGUUGUAACACAUUUUGUAAAUGACACUGUAGAAUUUUACAAAUGGGGCCUUACUAUAGCAGACAAGAGGGUGGAGAGCUGGCCGAUGAUGUCAUCUCCCAUCCCCACUCUGGCCAUCAGCUGCCUGUACCUGCUCUUCCUUUGGGCGGGGCCUAGAUACAUGCAGGACCGCCAGCCCUAUAUACUCAGGAAGACCCUCAUAGUCUACAACUUCAGCAUGGUGGUCCUCAACUUUUACAUCGCCAAAGAGCUCCUACUAGCCUCUAGUGCAGCCGGGUACAGCUACCUCUGUCAGCCUGUCAACUACUCCAACGAUGUCAACGAAGUCAGGAUAGCAUCUGCUCUCUGGUGGUACUACAUCUCCAAAGGAGUGGAAUUCCUGGACACAGUGUUUUUCAUCCUGAGGAAGAAGUUCACCCAGGUCAGCUUCCUCCACGUCUACCAUCACUGCACCAUGUUCAUCCUCUGGUGGAUCGGUAUCAAAUGGGUUCCCGGUGGACAAUCAUUUUUUGGUGCAACCAUCAACUCUUCCAUCCACGUCCUCAUGUAUGGUUACUACGGCCUGGCAGCUUUGGGACCUCAGAUGCAGAAGUACCUCUGGUGGAAGAAAUACCUCACCAUUAUCCAGAUGAUCCAGUUCCAUGUGACCAUCGGCCAUGCUGGACACUCCCUCUACACAGGCUGUCCAUUCCCCGCCUGGAUGCAGUGGGCUCUGAUUGGCUACGCCGUCACCUUCAUCAUCCUCUUCGCCAACUUCUACUACCACGCGUACCGGCGCAAACCUUCCUCUGCGCAGAAGGGAGGCAAGCCCGUGGCAAACGGCACCUCUAUGGUAACUAACGGUCAUAGCAAAGUGGAAGACGUGGAGGAUAACGGAAAGAGGCAAAAGAAAGGAAGAGCGAAAAGAGAGUAAAGAAUGGAAAAGGGUGUGCUUGGCGGUUAAAAGGAAGAGGACAGUUGUUUGAAGGGCCAGAGAAGGAGAGAGGGUUAGGGAAGAGAUACACAGAAACCAGACUGGCUUCAUCAUCCCUGCAAAUAAUUUAGAAGGAGGUGAUUUGGGACCAAUUUGGAAAGGUGAAAGGGUAGAAGUGUGUGUUUUUGUCUGUAAGGGAUUUUGGGAGGAAGCGAGAGGUGUUGUUUUUUUUUUUUGUUAAUCAAGAAAAGCAAGAUGCAGAUCAUGUAGGCUCCGCGCUCUUCUGUCCAACUGUGUUUUGGACCUGAACAGGGCCUAAAUCUUUAAGGACCUACAAACUGCUCAGCAUCCACUAACUAAUCAACCAAAAUUCACCUCCAACUUUUGUACUAAGGAUUCCAGUAUUGUUUCAACGGAAAGCUUAAAUAGUCUUUAAUAUGCUAAUUUAUUUUAUAGUGUUGUAAAAGAGUUUUCAUGAAUUACUAUUACCAACAUAAAAACAUGCAGAUGUUAAUACCAAAGCUUUUUGUUUCUCAGUUCGGAGGGGGAGAGAUUUUGUUUACAAAUACUUAGAGUUGAGCAAAGUUAGUGAAUGAAAAAAAUCAUUCUCACAACCGCCAUCUACUGUAUUUUAACUACUUUUCAUCCAUCUACAACAUCUACCAAGCCAACAUGUUAUGGACUUGACGUUUCUCUGCCGUCUCAAACUGAUAUAACUGUGCUGCAUUUACAGAAUGACAUGCUAUUUUCUUUGUGUUCAUUGUGACUAAAUUGUACAAAAGACUUUGGAGGAUGGGGGCUUUAGUUUCUUCUAGUAUUCAUGCAAAUGUGUGGGUAUCUUUGUUAUAAUAUUUUUUGUGGGUCCUUCUGAUUUAUUUCCUUUUGCUGUGCAAUGUAGCCGAGGUGCAAAGGUAAGAGAUUUGAAAUUCAGCUCAAUAUUGUCUCACUACCAUGUAGGACUGAAGGGAAACUUCUCCUAAAAAGAGCUUUUUUUUUAAGAAAACAAAUGGUUAUUUCAUUGUCUUAUUAAAAAUGAAAGCAACACAGCU